UUUCUUGGUUUCAGUCCCUGGUUUUGCAAGUAGUUCCUCGUUCCCGGUAAGCGGGAAACGCGGACUGCGUUACCCAUGUUUGAAACUGGGUUUACACGUUUGGAAAGCAAGAAGGGGUUACUCUGCUGGAGCAGUUUGACGUUGCACGUAAGGGGUUUUAUACCUUACGGUUCCACAAGCUCCCACUGUAUCUGGUAUGUAGAAGAGAGGGACAAAGAAACGCGGAGGCUCAGGAAGGUUGGUUGCCCACCUCUUCUUUCCACCACAGAAUUCUGCCUCUAGAAAAGCAGGGGAAAGAGUAGCCACGCAAAGGAUCUGGUGGAACAUUGUCUCUUAAGGAAACUCUCUGGUGUAUGCUUCAAGAUAAAAUGAUCACAAAAUAAAUGCCUAGGUUAGCGUGGGGUUUCUGUCCAGACCGGCUGCACCAUGUCGAAGGUUUCCUUUAAGAUCACACUGACGUCGGACCCGCAGCUGCCGUACAAAGUACUCAGUGUUCCCGAAAGUACACCUUUUACAGCAGUCUUAAAGUUUGCAGCAGAAGAAUUUAAAGUUCCUGCAGCAACAGGUGCAGUUAUUACCAAUGAUGGAAUAGGAAUAAAUCCUGCACAGACUGCUGGAAAGGUUUUUCUAAAGCACGGUUCAGAACUGCGAAUAAUUCCUAGAGAUUGUGUUGGAAGUUGUUAAUAUCUGCUGCUUGGAACAUAAAAUCCCCUUCCAGAAUAAAUAUUGGUAUUUUUAUUGUUGUAAAAUUGGAGUCAGGCAUUUGAAAUCCUAUGAAAACACCAAUAGUUGAUGAAGUAAUGAAAGGUAACUCUCUGUCCCUUCUUGUUGUUCACACUCUUCAUGUGAAGAGGGGACACUUCUCUGUUGAGGGUGUCAUCACCAUAGAAGGUCACAUUACUACCUCACAGCACACACAGGUGGUUUGUUGGGGGUAAAUGGAUUAUCCACCUGU
Messenger RNA from Lagenorhynchus albirostris (white-beaked dolphin), 955 nucleotides. Its product is annotated as ubiquitin-fold modifier 1-like. Gene Ontology annotation, biological process: protein K69-linked ufmylation. The transcript is spliced from 3 exons. The record is from RefSeq and is a predicted model, not a curated record. The coding region runs from base 427 to 684 and encodes 85 amino acids. NCBI's taxonomy places the organism in Eukaryota, Metazoa, Chordata, Mammalia, Artiodactyla, Delphinidae. Gene Ontology annotation, cellular component: cytoplasm; nucleus.